AGCGUGUAAGCUUUCACGCACAUUCUUAUUAUUUCGACUACACGGCGUCAGGUCAGAACAUUUCGUGCACGGCUGGCACUGAACGGCUCACACAUUGUUCCGCGCUGAGUAAACAGACUCAAACGCUGGUGGUUUUUUUUUUUUUUCGCUAGGGGAGGUCGCCUCUCCCACACGAAGGCCUGAACAAACACUUUUUCCACCAUUUUACAGUUUCCCCGGACGGGAGGAGAGUCCCCGUUGGCCAGGCAGGUUAAUUCAGGUGUGUCCUGGCUUAACCAUUAAACUUGAAUGCAGGGGUGACCAAACAUUCACUUGGGAGAAAAAUGUCGGGAAAGGUCAUUUUUUUGCUUUCUGUGGCGCUUUCGUCGGCUCAGCAGCUCUGCACACCAGGCGCUUCGGAUGGCUACAAAGUUCGACUGAGCAUCCAAACAGCUCUGGGAGAUAACGCGUACGCCUGGAGCCAAAACGAAUUGUUCCUCUUUCGAGCCACGCUGGCUUUCGCCAUGAGGAAUCAUUUUGACGGCCAGGAUUUCCAAGUGGCCAAUAUCAUCGUUUGUGACGAGACGCAGCGAGUGUCCUUUUGGUUCGUGGUCACGUGGCCGGACGACGCCGCCCGCUUGGUAGAUGGAAGCGAGGUGGAACUGGCAAUCAGGAAGUCUCGGAAGCGCAUCAACAGCGCCUUCCUGCUGAACGACCGGACUCUGGAGUUUGUGGGCAUCGUGCCCACUCUGGCGGCUCCCCAGCUGCCCGCCACGCCACCGUGGCUCAUCGCCUUCGGAGUAGUUAUGGGUGCCGUGGGGGCAGGAUUCGUCAUCCUCGUCGUCUCCGCGGCGGUGCAGAAGAGGCGAAAGAAGAAGGAAAACGUGGUGGACGUCGCAGAGGACGAGGGUAGCGAUGUCGAGGCGCCGCCGCCCAAACCGCUGAAAAACGGCAGCGUGCGACAGGAUCCAAACGGCAUCUCCAACGUCGCCUUCUGCGACGACGAGAGAGUCACACAAAUGUAAUUUCGGGACGAAAAUAUCGACAUGAUGCCAUAUACAAUAAACAGUGAUCCCUCGCUCUUAAAUAAAUAUUGGAUAUCUUAUCUUAUCUUACUUUCCACGGCUUUGCUGUUUUACAGAUUUUUUUUUUUGGUGCAGUUUUUUAAAUGCUUUUAAACAGUGAAUUGCGUUCUGCAUCCUGAUUGGCUAAGGCACUGACAGACGUGAACAGUCUAACCUGACUAUUAAAAAUAUUAUUUUACAGUAUAGUAUUUCUAAAAACUAUCUUAGUUAUUUGUUGAAAACGUUUGUUUUUUGUGGUUGGGCCUGAAAACAGGUUUUGGUCUUUGCUUUCAUUGUAUACGUAGUUCAGUAUUGUAUAAUAACUGUAAAAAAAAAUACAGCUCUCUACUUCACGGAUUUCACCUAUCACUGAUUCUUUUUGGAACGUCACCCCCGCGAUAAACGAGGGAUUACUGUAUACAUAUCCACCUUCACGUUUGUUCAACUUUUCUUUUUUUUUUUUAAAUCAUUGUGAAAGUCUAAAUUAAUCUGAAUGCUUUUCGAUACAUUUGCUGAUACAUGUACGACAAUAAAUCUACAUUUGACGAAGAUU
Hippocampus zosterae (dwarf seahorse) is the source of this 1596-nucleotide messenger RNA. It is a transcript of the gene cltrn, whose product is annotated as collectrin, amino acid transport regulator. The coding region runs from base 324 to 1004 and encodes 226 amino acids. The record is from RefSeq and is a predicted model, not a curated record. NCBI's taxonomy places the organism in Eukaryota, Metazoa, Chordata, Actinopteri, Syngnathiformes, Syngnathidae. The transcript is spliced from 6 exons.